GGCACUUAAGCGAAGGGAGGCGGAGCUUCAAAGCAUCUCUAGCUUGAAGCGGUCCUGCAGCUGAGCAGAGAGAUUCCGCCCCUUCUGGGAUAAUCCCACUUUUGAAUCCAUCAGAUGAUCUCCGUGCUUCUCAGCAGCUUUUGAAGGAGGGGAAAACAACAACAACAAUGACAACAUGUCCUAGAUAAUCAAAAUUGCUGGAAUUGAAUUGCUUUUUUUUUUCUGGCCUUCUCUCCUGGAAUUAUUGGCCCGGCGCUCUGCACGUGCCUCGAAGCGCUCUUUUCGUGAUUUUUCCAGACCACUCUACUAGCAAAAGCGGGCCCGAAUCAUCGCAGCCAAAACAUUUUUUGUUUUUAACCCUCUGCAAUACGAGGGUCUCAUCUGGAGCGGCCCAAAGAAUUCAAGGGGGAUUCUUUUUUCUUUAGGGAAAAGAAGGAGCCCUCCCCCCAAAAAAGACUUUAAUUUCCUUUAAUGAGGGGGGGGAGUCAGGAUGCUGUCCUUGUCUGUAAAAAAAUGCAUUUUGUAAUGGCUGGAAGCUAAUAUGCAGGGAUUGGAAUUGACUGGUCAUUGCUGUGGGAAAGAAACGGAAAUACUCUCUGUUUGUUUUCCUCCGUGUUCCUAGUCCUCAGGUGUUUUUUUUUUUUUAAAAAAAAAUAUUGUUUGGGCUGUUUUUUUGGACCACUUUCAUGAGUCUACUUUUGAGGGGUCACCAUGCCCUCCCGCAGCGACUCCAGCUACUCCUUAACCGGCCGAACCUCUCACAGUUUUACACACUUGCGUGUCCGAAGGGCUUGGCUACAAGCUAUCCUCCUGUUGGGCUUCAUCCAGAUGAUCCUGGGGGUCCUCAUCGUGACUCUGAGCUUGCUGGUCACCACUUCCAUCCCAUCUCAGCAUCCCAUCGGGAAUUCCUGUCCCAUCUGGGCUGGGUUUCCGCUGGCAUUCUCUGGUGUGGUUGGCAUCGUUUCAUGGAGACGCCCUUUCACGCCCGUGAUCACCUUCUUCACCCUCCUGUCUGUCUUAGGGGUGAUGCUCACCCUGGCGGGCUCCAUUCUGUCCUGCCAACACGCCCAGCAGGUGAAAUCUUUGGAAGUCUGUGAGCGGAUAAGGCAGCGAGACGGAUCUUCGAUCCCAAAGGAGGUGGGAUGGCGACGGAGCCUGAAAGGCCAGACUAGUUUUCUGUAUAAGAAAUGCAUCUACGCGCCAUCCGAAUCCGGGAUUCCCGCCUGCGGCAAUAAAGCUGAUGUGGAUUCAAAUUGUUCCAGGAUCCUUCUCGUCCUCAAAGACCUGCUUUUCAGUAUCUGUGGCUUAACCAUCUUCUCCAUCGUUGUGUGUACCCUGUCUGCCAUCAUGUGUUGCAUUCAGAUUUUUUCAGUCGACAUUCUCCACGUGCUUUCCCCACCUCGGUCAAGCUCCGUCACGCUGGACUGUACGUCUCCUCCGGACACUUUCUUGCAGCACAUGUUGGACCUGGAUGAGUUUGUCCCGCCAGUUCCGCCCCCUCCUUACUACCCUCCCGAAUACACCUGCAGCUCUGAGACAGAUGCCCAGAGCAUUACCUACAACGGCUCCAUGGAUAGUCCGGUACCCCUGUACCCCACUGAUUUUCCUCCAAGUUAUGAGGCUGUUAUGGGGCUCCGUGGGGACAGCCAGGUAACGCUGUUUGAUUCUCAGUUUACAGAAAUAUCGCACGGGCCGUGUUCCUGCAACCAGGUCCCUUCCGUUGUACUCAGUGGCGAAGCGAUCUCCGUGGACAGCAACUCGCUCAUCAUGUCGGAAAUUGUAGACAUUCCCGGGGACAGCAGCCCGUCCGAGGACUCCUGCUUGCUGGAAGGAAGUGGAUCGGCGUGCUCGGUGGAUUACGUGCUCUUCCGCUCCAUCCAGCGCAGCAGAGCGGAUUACUGCCUGAGUGUCGAUUGUGGACACUGUGGGCUUCACCCCCAGGGCCCGUUUGAAGACGUCCCCCAGGCGCGCCUGCGCGGAGAGCGUUCCUUCUCCUGCUCCACGCCGGGCACGGUGUACGACGGGCUACUGGAGACCAGCGGUGCCCACACCCACAGCUGCCACCGCCUGGAGGGUCUUGGCCACGGCGUGGGACCGUGUUUUCCCGAAGUGCGCGUGAAGCCCAAGACCGUGGUGUCGGCGCGCAAAGGGCUCAGACGGCUGCGCCGGAGCAGCGAAAUAUCCUGCCAGUCCCCCUUGAUCCGUUGUUCCCUGCUGCGGUCCCACAGCGACCCUGGAAUGGGCAUGUCCAGGGAGGCUGAAAGCGACGAUCAGGAAGUAUUUUGCACCAAAGGGUCUGGAGACGAGGCCUCUCAUUCAUCGGCGGAAACAGGACCGUGUUCGGAGGCUUCUCGCUUGCGCCCCUCCCUCGGCGACCCCCCCUUGCUGGCUCACCUGGCCGGCAAAUCCAAGCUGGAGCUGCCGCAGAAGUUGCCCCAUCACCAAUCAAAGACGAUCACGCGCUCUCUGGGGGACCUCAAGGCGUGCCGGGGGUCUCGCAGACUGAUGGCCCGGUUCCUGCGCAGAUCCAAACGCAACCUGACCUUGCCCGGGGUGGAAAUGACUUCCUGUGGGAACAAGCAGGUGUUAAGGCUGGGGAAUCCUGCCGACGGCAUCCAUCUGCAGAGCUGCGGCGAUCUGAACUCGACCUCCCCCUUACGGCGUCUGCUGUCCGGUCGCCGGCUGGACCAGAGACGUCCCUGCAGCCUCAGUGGACUUCUGAGAGAAAGCAAUCUCUGAAGACCAGCUCCGUCCUCUGCGGAAGAGGAUCUGGAGCGAAAAACCCGCCCCGCGAUGGAUAUCUGGGGAAUGUCCUCGCUGUACAAUGUCCAGGAACGGCCUCAUAGGUCAACUACACCAUUGCUUGGAAAUUAGUCCGCCUUGCUCAGGAUACAUUCGAAACCAAAGCAGGGAGUCCCGUAUUCCCGUACGGCGAUCUCCAAAAAUUCUUUGAGGGGAACCCCAAAACUUGAAUGGGGGUCAGGAAGGAGGGCUCACCUGCGCCGUCUCAUGUGACAAUCAGGACUCAUUUUUUAAGGGCUCCACCAACUCUCAUUCUGGAGUCUCGGUUAUGCGCGCGUGGCGGCGGUGGUAAUCCGGCGAGCCCAUCCUGCUGAUCUAAAACGAGAUCGAUUGAACGAAUUCCUUACAUCUCAAUGGGAAGGACUGCUUGGAUGCACCAUUGAACUGAUAAUCCUAUCGUUCUGUCCCAGAUUCACUAUCCCAGAGAUGCUGUUCCGUCUUCCCGUUAUCCAUGAUGCGCCCGCAGCGUCGCGCUGUUUGGUUCCUUGUACACCUGUCCCUCGCAUUUGUCCCUCUCUUGUGGAUACCUCACUUUUGCUGUGCCUUUUUGGGGUGCUUACCUUGGAGAGCCAUCGGGGACUGGGAGGGGACCCAGCUGAAUUCUGGGGGGGGGGAGAGAGAGAGAGACGAGAUGCCACAAAAGCAGGCCCAGAUUUUUGCUCUGGCACCAUGAAACAGUUCGGAUCAUAGUUUGAAGGGACACGCUUUCCCACGAUAGACUUCCUCUUAGAGGUUCCACAGAGCCAGUAAGAAAUCAGGACACUUCCAGGGCCUUGACCAAUCCCUCGGACAAGAAAAGGAGUUAGUCAUUGACUUACGAUCACAAGGGAGCCCAACAUUUCUGUUGUUAAGCGAGACAGGUUGUUAAGCGAGCUUUUGUUUCGUUUUACGACCUUUCUCGCCACAGUUGCUAAGGGGAAUCACUGCAGCUGUUAAGCUAGUAACAGGGUCGUUAAGUGGAUCUGGCUUCCCCGUUGAUUUUGGCAGUCAGAAGGUUACCUUCUGCUGUGACCUUCGUACGUACGAGCCCGUUGCCAAGCGGCUGAAUUUUAAUCAUGUGACCACGGGGGACACUACAAUGGGCCGUAAGUGUGAAAACCAGUCCUAAGUCCCUCUUUUCCAGUGCCGUUGUAGCUUCGGUCGCUAAGUGAAGUCUUUGUAAGUCGAGGGCUACCUGUAGGAACAAAUUACGACGAUUCUGGGGCCCAGCGGACGAGAAAGGGGAUUAGCGUUACCCCCAAUUUCUUUCUGGCUCUUGCAAAAUUCACACCUUUUGCUUUCUGUCCGGAGAUUCUGCAAAGGAGGCAAGACCUUCAAAUGCUUUGAUUUCCCCGAGAGAGAUUUUUCUCUAACUCCCAGUUUGGGUUCCUAAUUUUCGGAUAAGAUAUAAGAUCUCGCCGUCACCUUUCCUGAUUUCUCCGUCGGGGAGGGGCAGAAUUGGGUGUGUGUGUUUUUCUGAGGAUGGCCAACUCUGUCCCACCCCACCAGUGCCUCUGCUCGUUAACCAAGCCUGCAUGUACAACUCAGGAGAUGCACCGCCGAGGAAGUCUCUCCCUGUUUGGAAAGACAGAGGUAUCUCCGCCAAGGGGAGGAGUUGGCAACUUUUCUUGACCCGGCCGGUCUUUGAGAUGCACAAAUACUCACCUGAGAAAAAGAAAAUAAAGCCAUAUCUAAAUCAAGGCUGAGAGCUGGUGACUGGGGGUGCUCCUUAAUGCUUCUCUUUUUUUGGGGGGGGGAAUAGCUUUGUUAUGUUGUUAGAAAAAAGAGGCCAAAAUG
Messenger RNA from Crotalus tigris (Tiger rattlesnake), 4578 nucleotides. RefSeq names its product family with sequence similarity 189 member B (gene ENTREP3). The record is from RefSeq and is a predicted model, not a curated record. The coding region runs from base 712 to 2739 and encodes 675 amino acids. Lineage: Eukaryota; Metazoa; Chordata; Lepidosauria; Squamata; Viperidae. Gene Ontology annotation, cellular component: membrane. The transcript has 13 exons.